This is a messenger RNA of Recurvomyces mirabilis, 1584 nucleotides long. RefSeq lists its product as uncharacterized. Gene Ontology annotation, cellular component: plasma membrane. NCBI's taxonomy places the organism in Eukaryota, Fungi, Ascomycota, Dothideomycetes, Mycosphaerellales, Teratosphaeriaceae. The transcript is spliced from 3 exons. Gene Ontology annotation, biological process: transmembrane transport. Gene Ontology annotation, molecular function: transmembrane transporter activity. The record is from RefSeq and is a predicted model, not a curated record. The coding region runs from base 1 to 1584 and encodes 527 amino acids.
AUGGCUGACAGGACACGGGACUUUGCCAGCACGGAGGACAACCCAUCCAGUCGAGCAGUGUCCGAGAAGCAGGAUGACAGCGACCUCAGCGCUCCAUCUUCCCCACCACCUGGAAGGGUGGAGGACAAUAAAUGGAUGUACUUGUGCUCGGUCGGCCUGAUCCAGAUUGCCAUGAACUACAACACUUCCGUCUAUCCAAACGUGGUUCCUCAGCUCGUCGAGCAUUUCCCGGGCCUGAGCAUGCAAGGAGCUCGAACAGGUCAGAUGAUAUACCUCAUUUUCUACUGCUUUGGAUGUGAGCUGUGGGCGCCCUGGAGUGAGGAGUUUGGUCGCUGGCCCAUUCUUCAGCUCUCUGAGACAUUGAUCAACAUCUUCACCUUACCCGCUGCACUGGCGCCGAACUUUGGCAGCAUACUAGCGGGUCGAGCCCUGGCAGGAUUAUCAACUGCUGGAGGUAGUGUCACCCUUGGCCUGAUUGCAGACCUGUAUCAGCCGGAAGAUCAACAAUUUCCGUUGGCUUUCAUCGUCUUGGCUUCGUGUAUCGGCACCAGCAUCGGUGGAGUUAUCGGAGGUCCGAUCGAGAGGUUCCUCGGUUGGCGAUGGAACUUCUGGAUCCAGCUCAUCUUCAACGGCGCUGCUCAAGCCAUCCACUUCUUCAUGCCAGAGAGCCGCGCCACCAUCAUUAUGGACAAGGAGGCUAAGCGUAGACGCAAGACUGGUGAAGAUCCCAACAUCUAUGGGCCGAAUGAGCUGAAGAAGCCACGGAUCUCAAUGAAGGAUAUCUUCAAGAUCUGGAGUCGACCCUGGAUCAUGUUGUUGACCGAGCCGAUCGUGACAUGCUUGUCGUUACUGUCCGGCUUCUCGGAUGCCCUCAUCUUCGCCUUCCUCGAGAGCUUCACGCCAGUAUAUGCGCAAUGGAAUUUUGGUAUUCUUGCCACCGCAUGGGCGUUCAUCCCGAUCAAUGCAGCAUACUUCAUCGCCUACUUCUCCUACUAUCCCUGGUUCUGGCGCGAUCAGCAUGUACGAAGGCAGAAGGGUCGAGAUUACUAUCUGCCUGAACGUCGACUCAAGUGGCUACUCUGGUCGGCUCCGCUCGAGCCUAUUGGUAAGUGGUAUUCUCGACUUGUGCGGAUAAAAGCUAAUGUCCACUCAAGACUCUUCGGCUUCGCUUGGACGACCAAAGCCUCAUUCCACUGGAUUGUGCCCAUGAUUUUCUCCGCAAUGGUCGGCAUAGCCAACUACACGAUCUACUUCUCCUCCGUCGACUACAUGGUGGCGGCAUAUGGCGUAUAUUCCGCCUCGGCUACUGGUGGUAAUGCCUGGGCGAGAGACUUCUUCGCAGGUAUCAGUGCCAUGUACGCCGCUCCACUAUAUCACAACCUUGGCAACUCCCCGAAUCCGGCUGUAAAUUAUGCGACCACGCUGCUUGCCUCUCUGAGCUGUCUGAUUGUGGCUCCUAUCUACGUUUUUUACUGGUUCGGACCACAGAUCCGAGAUCGCAGCAAGUUUGCAAAGACUUUGGCAGUGGACAGAGAGGAGACUGGAGGCAAGCGGGUCAACGAGGCAGAUAAUCUACCUGCAUGA